This is a messenger RNA of Patella vulgata (common limpet), 2469 nucleotides long. Its product is annotated as tropomyosin. The record is from RefSeq and is a predicted model, not a curated record. Gene Ontology annotation, cellular component: actin filament. Gene Ontology annotation, molecular function: actin filament binding. The transcript is spliced from 9 exons. Bases 63 to 1238 code for a protein of 391 amino acids. Gene Ontology annotation, biological process: muscle contraction; actin filament organization. NCBI's taxonomy places the organism in Eukaryota, Metazoa, Mollusca, Gastropoda, Patellidae.
GACUUGGUGUACUUUGACUUUAGGAUAUUGAAGAUGCAGAUGAAACAAGUUACGCAACUUCAAUGUUAAUUGGAUGUGAUGAGAUGGGUGAAAACUUAUUAAGUGUUCCCGAACCCGAUUAUGCUGAAAAUGUGGAACUUUCUCAAGAUUCGCAAUUAUCGGCACCAGACUUAUCGCAAGGCUCUGUAGACUCAGUGCCGCUUUCAGAUGGAAUAAAAACAAAAAAGAGACAAGGUAGUAAAAAAGUGAAAAAGAAGAAAUCAAAAUCUAAAAGUAAAGAUGGUGAAAAAAGUGACAAAAGUGAAUCAAAAAAAUCUAGAACUAGCAGACGACCCGAGCCCGAAGGAGCGCCCCCUUCUGUGGCUAACAUGGACGAGUACGAUAGAAUUAUUUAUAGUGACGAACCAAUAUUUUCGGAUGUGGACAUAUCUGCAGACGAGGGAAUCUCUGUUCAAAAAGAGAGACCAGAACGACCUCGGUCUUCUCGACCUCAAAGACAAAGUAAAAAUGGUGGUAUAUUUAUACCCGUGUGUUCACAGCUAGGACUAAACUCAAAUACUAUGAUUAAAUUUGCAAUAAUUGGAACCGAACUCCAGAAUGUGGUUCGAAUUUCUUUAAAACGGUUGGAAGCUGAAGCAGCUGGUUUUUCACGUCGUAUUACCCUCCUAGAAGAAGAUUUGGAGAGGUCGGAAGAACGUUUGACAUCCGCCCAGUCCAAACUCGAAGAAGCUUCUAAGGCUGCAGAUGAGAGUGAGAGAGGGCGCAAAGUGCUGGAAAGUAGGAGUUUAUCAGAUGACGAAAGAAUAGAUCAACUUGAGGCCCAACUCAAGGAGGCUAAAUACAUCGCUGAGGAUGCUGAACGCAAAUACGAUGAGGCUGCUCGUAAACUGGCCAUCACUGAAGUAGAUUUGGAACGUGCUGAAACUCGACUUGAAGCUGCUGAAGCUAGAGCCAAAGCCCUUGAAGAUGAAGUAACUACCCUUACUAAUAGUCUUAGAUCUUUAGAAGUUUAUGAAGAGAAGGCUUCUCAGAGAGAAGACAGCUACGAAGAGACAAUCCGUGAUCUUACAAACAGACUAAAGGAUGCUGAAUUACGAAAUGAAACUGCCGAGCGAGAACUCGUGAGACUACAGGCUAGUUUCGAUCACCUUGAAGACCAAUUGGACUGUGAAAAAAGACACAGUGAGCAACUUGCAAGAGAAUUGGAAAAGACCAUGCAGGAUCUGCAGGAUAUGUAGAUAAAUCAACCAUUUUACACAGAUGAACUACUCGCAGAGAAAGAGAAAUACAAGGCUAUUAGUGAUGAACUUGAUCAAACAUUUGCAGAAUUGGCUGGCUAUUAAGAUUACCGUUCUUUCGUCACUGCACAAUAAGCCAAUCAACUUAGGCUGUUCAAAAUUCGUUACAGAGAUCAUUUGUUGUAUACUUAUCUCAAAAAGCCUCUUUUUACUCUGCCUGUUUAUUUUUGGAGUGCGUGUAAGAUGAGAAUCAUGACCAAAUCGUCUUAAAAAGUGUAAAAUUAUUCUAAUAAUGAUAUGAAAAUCGCUUGCUCCUAAUUUUCAAUGUACAAAGACAAUUUAAAAAGACAUUUUAGAGUUUUCGCUGAAAGCUCCAAAAAUUGUAAGACUUACUUGAAGACCUUCAAUGCAGAUAUUUUUAUUAUAAUAUGAUUCCUUCUUUGAAUCAAAACAUUCUUAAGACCCUCUUUUAAAUUACGGUGUAGUCGACAAGGGGGCAUAAACGUUUAAUACGUUAAGUGCGAUUUUGUAUAUAUAUCUGCUGAAGUUGAGUGAUUCUUGAUAAUUUUUGGUGUUUUUUUGUAAAUUUAGUAAAUAAAUAGUUGAAGCUGCUGGAUGGUGAAUCGGUUUGAGAAUAAUAUCUUAUAUUGUAAAGGACAGCCUGACUUGACCAAAAGCCCAUCUCAAAAGUCACCGUACAUGGCAAUAUCCGGAUCAGCCUUUUUCUAUUGUACAUUUUUUAAUCUGCUUAUUGGUAGUCUGAUGAAAUUCAAACCAAUCUAUUUAAAUUCUUGCAUGCGAUCAAAGAUCAUGGAAAAUUUAUUUGUAAAUGUAUUUAUAUUUUUUCGUUAAUAAUAUUUGGAUAAUUUUUUUUUUUAAAUGUCCCAGAUUGAAACUAAAUAGCCUCAUAUCCCAGUGAAACUCUUCCACUCUGAUAACAAAAAAAAAAAACCUUGAAGAAUUCUUUUGAUGGAAAAAAUGUCAAUUUGCUGUUUAUGAAUCUGAACCCUCUUUCAUGUUUGAAAGGGGGCAAAGAAUUUGUGUACUUAUUAAAGUCAUAAUUGCUAUGAAUGAUACAUCUGUAUGUGCUUUAUAUUAUUAACUUUAUAGCAGUAUAAUGUUGAAUGUAAACUAUAGAUAUAAAACAAUAAGCCUUGUAUCAGCUAACAUAUUCUGGGUAUUGCCAUUUGUUUUUUUAAGACAAUAAAAAAAAGUCAUCUAUUCCCCUGAA